UGAUUUUUAAUGUCACGAUCUUUACCCAAACGAAUGGUUUCAACAACAACAAAAAGUAGGCGUGAUAAGAUCUACUCCAAAGCACUCCUCAAGGUCCACAGCAGCAUGCCUAUCAUCAAGAUACAGCACAUACACUCUGUCAGCAGUGAGGACCCGAGCCACCCUGCCGAUAACUUACUGAACCCAGAUACUUAUAGGAAAUGGAAGUGUGCAUCGGCUGGUGAGAAGAAAGCAAUUGUAGUGCUCCAGUUGGAGAAGUCCUCUCUGAUACACUCUGUGGACAUAGGAAAUGAGGGCAGUGCUUUUGUGGAGGUGUUGUUGGGGCGGUCGAGCACCCCUGACCUAUUUGAGGUGUUAGUGGGGAUGUCCACACUCAUGACACCUAUUGAGAGCAAACAAUGGUCCAACACCAACAGGGUCCGAAUGUUUGGGAAAGAGAAGCUUGCUAAACCGGUGGCUGAGCAAAAAUGGGACAGGGUGAAGAUCGUGUGCACACAACCAUUCAACAAGAAAGAGCCAUAUGGUCUGUCCUUCCUCAAGCUCCACUCCCCUCCCGACUCUGAGGCAACCCCACCAGCCAAACUGGGAGCUUUCUCCCUCAAAGAAGAGACGAAAGACCUACCUACUGGUAGCCUGUUCUUUAAGAAGGAGCCAUCAACACACUCCUCGUCUUCCUCACCUGGAGGACUGAGCAUGGCGGCAAAGGCCCGGGCUGCAACCACCGAGGCACUCAAAGGCAACGAAUCAGAUCCACCGAUCAGAAAGCCCUCCUCGAAAGGCAGGGCCACUGCAUCGAGUAGUAGGAAGAGAGCUGCUGAAUCAGCAGUGGAACAUAAGCCAGUCAAGAAAGCUAGAAUUUCAGAUGACAGCACAGAGCCAUCCUCCAGCAAAGCUGUACCCUUUAAACAAAUCAUGACUGGUAUUGUUUUCACACUGAGUGGUUUCAAGAACCCAUUCAGAGGCGACCUGAGGGGCAAGGCCACGGACAUGGGUGCCACAUUCCAGUCUGACUGGACAGACUCUUGCACACACCUCGUGUGUGCUUUUCCUAAUACGCCAAAGUUCAACCAGGUCAAAGCCAAAGGUGGACUCAUUGUCUCCAAGGCAUGGAUAACGGACAGCCAUAUCAAGAAGCGAAGACUACCGGCCAAAAAAUAUCGAUUGUCUGGCGGAGACAGCGAGGAUGAGGAAUACGACAAGAAAGAAGAAGCCAUAUUUGGUGCCCCAGGGGGCGUGGCUAAUACCAAGCCGGACUCCACAGCUGUCCCUGCAGAUAGUGUUGAAGAAAUGGAAGUGGACGAGCCCAAGAGUGGGCCAGUGACAGAUACAGACGACAUGUAUGGUGGCUCCACUGAUGAAGACACUGAUACUGAAGUGAAACUAAAACAACUCAACGACUCGUCAGAGUGCGACACUGAGGAUGAAAUUGAAAGAGCUCGAGAGAGGAAGCCAAAGAUGACCAAGGUCACUAUUGAAGAUCCUUAUGGCGGCUCCACUGAUGAAGAAGAGACGACUACUGGGACUAAGGCUCCCACACUCUCUGAUCUCACCAAACUCCCUGACCUGUUCUCAAAGUGCACCUUUCUCCUCUAUGGCAAUUGUUCUCUGUCUGAUCGCCACCUCAUCACUCGGUACAUCACUGCCUACAACGGACGCAUUGAGAGCUACAUGAGUGGGAAUGUGUCUCAUGUGAUUUCACUGGAGGACUGGGACAACCACUUUGACCAGGCAUUAUCGGAGAACAGCAAGCUUGUCUUUGUGAAACCACAGUGGAUUUUUGUGUGUCAUCAGAAACAGACUUGUGUCCCUUAUCAACCAUAUAUUAUUGUUCCUAAGUAGCAGGUUAAUUCAUAGUUUUUGUUGAAACUAACCCUUCAUGUGAAUUUCCUUGUUCUGUGGGCGGAAACCAUAUCUCAAUGAAUAUCUUUAACCAAUAAUUAA
Halichondria panicea is the source of this 1941-nucleotide messenger RNA. RefSeq names its product DNA repair protein XRCC1-like. Gene Ontology annotation, molecular function: damaged DNA binding. Gene Ontology annotation, biological process: double-strand break repair via nonhomologous end joining; single strand break repair; base-excision repair. NCBI's taxonomy places the organism in Eukaryota, Metazoa, Porifera, Demospongiae, Suberitida, Halichondriidae. The record is from RefSeq and is a predicted model, not a curated record. Gene Ontology annotation, cellular component: nucleus. Bases 10 to 1839 code for a protein of 609 amino acids. The transcript has 16 exons.